Molecule: messenger RNA, 2097 nt
Organism: Vidua macroura (Pin-tailed whydah)
Lineage: Eukaryota; Metazoa; Chordata; Aves; Passeriformes; Viduidae
Exons: 7
Coding region: 1-2010 (669 amino acids)
Biological process (GO): protein autophosphorylation
Cellular component (GO): cytoplasm
Molecular function (GO): ATP binding; protein serine/threonine kinase activity
Source: RefSeq, a predicted model, not a curated record
AUGGGACGUGCCGGAGCCAUGUGUGACGGUGGCGUCCUCAUGACCGCGCUUGUCCUGCUGCUGGCCGCUGUGGCUGUCUGGUGGGCCCUCGGCCGCUGGCAACCACGGAGGCGGCAGACAAGGACACCAAAGAGGCGCAAGCGCCCCGGGGUCCGGCCCAGAGGCUCACGGAGGAACCGAGGAGCCCCUGCGGCUCCCAGGCCCUCCAGGCCUCGGCCGACCCCUCGCCAGCGGCCAGGUGCUCCCGCCAGCCCCCUGGACGGCUCCUGCAGCUGCGGCCCCUGCGUGGCAGUGGCCCAACAGCUGCAGGAACUGAUGAGCUUGCUCUGGGCUCGCAAUGGGACAUCUGUGCCGCUCUACGAUGGGAUGUGGCAGGCCUUGUGGGAAGAACUGGAGGAGCUGGUGAAGCGAGGCCACCUGCCCUGCUGUGGCUCGCCCAGCUCCUUCAGGAGCCCCCAUCCCAUGAGGAGGCAGCUCCCAGGAAGCUUCUCCAUCCCUGGGAGAGCCUCAAGCCUUGCAAGGAUGGCACAGACACCCGCCAUCCCUGCAAGAAGCUCAGGCUGUCAGGGAACGUCCAUCCUGCCAGGAGCCUCGGCUAUCUCUGACAGCCUCCAUCCCUCAGAGAGGCUCAGUGAGACCUGUCAGCGUGCAGAAGGUGCAGAGCCCGUGGACAGGUCUCCCAGCUCCCUUGGACCCGUCGACGUCAACAAGACGGGCGCAACCCUGAGCGCUGACGUGGCCAGGGAAAGCCCGCGAGUCCAGGUGGGAGCCCAGCCCGAUGCAGGGGAGCCAUCUCAGGAGCAGGUGGCGGAGCAGCAAGUGUCCUGCAGCCGGCAGUUGCCGGCCCACAGCUCCCAGGACGCUGUGCCGGCGGGCAGCAGCCCGUGCCUGGUGGAGGAGGCCAUCCUCCAGAGACCUGGAGACCUCCAUCUCCAGGAAGCUGCUCUGACACAGCCACCGACUACCGGGAAGGCCCUAACAGAAGCUGCUCCUGGGACCCCCCUGUGCGACACCUCGGGCUGCAGCCCCGGCCGUCCAGAAGAGCAGAGUCCGGCCCAGGACGCCGGGGCCAGCGACGGUGCCGCCGCGCCCCGCUGCCCCGCGGCUCCUGCAGCCGCCUGUGCGUGCUGCCCCGGCCCAGCCCUGCCGCUCACCGGCCCGACGGCUGCAGGGCGGGGGCCGCUGCCCGGCGCGCAGCAGGAAGCAGGGCAAAAGAAGGAGCUGCAGGAGCUGUACCUGCUGGGCCCGCAGCUGGGGAGCGGUGGCUUCGGCACCGUUUUCUCGGGGACCCGCCUCUCGGACGGGAGCCCGGUGGCCAUCAAGCACGUGGCCCGGGAGAGCGUCCUGCAGUGGGACGAGCGGCCCGACGGCAGCCGUGUUCCAAUGGAGGUCGUGCUGAUGGAGAAGGUGGGCUCUGGCUGCCGCAGCAUCAUCCAGCUCCUGGACUGGUUCGAGCUGCCUGACAGCUUCGUGCUGGUGCUGGAGCGCCCGGAGCGGUCGCAGGAUCUCCUGCAGCUCCUGCAGGAGCAGGAGUUCCUGAGCGAGGAGGCGGCGCGCUGGCUUUUCUGCCAGGUGCUGGAGGCCGUGCGGCACUGCACCGCCUGCGGCGUCCUGCACCGGGACAUCAAGCCAGAGAACCUCCUCGUGGACCCGGAGAGCGGCGACCUGAAGCUCAUCGACUUCGGUUGCGGCACCUUCCUCCAGGAGCGGGCCUUCACUCAAUUUGCCGGAACACGCACGUACUGCCCACCCGAGUGGAUCUGCCAGGGCUGCUACCACGGCCAUGCGGCGACCAUCUGGUCCCUGGGGGUGCUGCUCUAUGUCAUGGUCUGCGGGUGCCUCCCCUUCGAGGACGACCGUGAGAUCCUGCUGGGGGAGCUUAUCUUCAGGCCGCAGGUCUCUCCAGAGUGCCGACAUCUGAUCCGCUGGUGUUUGGCCCAGCACCCCGCCGACCGGCCGCAGCUGGACGACAUCUUGCGCCACCCUUGGGUGUGGGCCGGCUGCCUUUGAUGCCUUGCUGGCGCCUCUGCAGCCCCCAGCUACCGAGUCCCACGCAGGACUGAGGGCCGGAAAAACAAAACAACCACCAACCCGUUG